Molecule: messenger RNA, 8126 nt
Organism: Pelmatolapia mariae (spotted tilapia)
Lineage: Eukaryota; Metazoa; Chordata; Actinopteri; Cichliformes; Cichlidae
Product: receptor-type tyrosine-protein phosphatase mu-like
Exons: 40
Coding region: 185-4705 (1506 amino acids)
Biological process (GO): protein dephosphorylation
Cellular component (GO): membrane
Molecular function (GO): protein binding; protein tyrosine phosphatase activity
Source: RefSeq, a predicted model, not a curated record
GAGACUGAAGUCUGAGCCUUCCAGCGACACUUUCCCGCUCUACCUGUCUGCCUGCUCACCUGUCUGCGCGUGCCAGGCUCGGACAGGAAACAACAGGAAAAGACGAAGAAGAGGAGCAGGAGGAGGCGGAGGAGUGGGUCAGAGUUGAAAGUAGUUUCCUCCGCGCGGAGGCUCCGCUGUGAACAUGGAGCUGGCUGGAAGUUUGGUGCUGCGCGCGGCGCUCCUUCUGCUGGCGCUGGGACUAACGGGCGCGCGGGCGGACACCUUCAAAGCUUGUCUAUCUGGUCGGUCUCCUGACUGCAUGCUGGUCCAGUCCAAAGAAGAUGACUUUGACUGGGAGCAGGGCGACACCCGAGACCGAUCGGCCACCCCCUGGAUCCCUGCAGGCUCCUCCUACCUGUUUGUGAACACGUCAGGUCGCUAUGGUGGUCAGCGCGCUCAGCUGCUACUACCGCCACUCAGAGAAAACGACACGCACUGCCUCAGUUUCCUGUUUUACCAGGUUGGAGGGCGCGAGGGUGCCGUGCCCGCUACGCUUAACAUCUACAUCAAAGAGAACAGUAGUCCUCUGGGAGUUCCUGUCUUUAACUCCUCAGGCCCCGCCUACCACAUCUGGAAGGGGGUGGAGCUUGCUGUGUCCACCUUCUGGCCCAAUCACUACGAGGUGGUGUUUGAGGCGGUCAGCACCGGUCACAGAGGCAUUCUGGCCAUCAAGGACAUCUCACUGCAGGGACACCAGUGCAUGAGCACCCCUCACUUCCUGCAUAUCAAAGGUGUGGAGGUGAACGCAGGACAGACAGCCACGUUUCACUGCACCGUCAACGGACGUCCGCAGAGCAACCUGCUGCUGUACCUGCAGGGAAUGGGCGGUCGGCAGGCCGCAGUACGGGAAACCAAACCGCUGAACGCUCGGCGUUACGUGGCGAACUUCAAUGUGGACAACACGACCAAAGGAGACUCUGGACGCUACCGCUGCAUCGCCCAAUCAGAGCGAGGGGUGGGCGUGUCCUCCUACGCUGACCUCACAGUCAAACAGCCCCCUGUACCCAUCGCCCCUCCUCAGCUGACAGCAGUUGGUGCCACCUACCUGUGGAUACAACUUAACGCCAACUCGAUCAAUGGGGACGGCCCAAUCAUUGAGCGAGAGGUUGAGUAUCGGACGACGGCAGGCAUGUUGAUCGACACCACACCGGUUGAUAAGCCCACUCAUAAAAUCGGGCAUCUGGACCCCGACACAGAGUACGAGAUCAGUGUGCUCCUCACCAGGCCCCUGGAUGGAGGCACAGGGAACCCCGGGCCACCGCUCAGAGCCAGGACCAAGUGUGCAGAUCCGAUGAACGGCCCGCGGCGUCUCGAAGUCGUUGACAUCCAGUCCAAACAGGUGACGGUUCGCUGGGAACCAUUCGGAUACAACGUGACACGCUGCUACAGCUACAACCUGACUGUGCAGUACCGCUACAGACCUGCAGGGGCCCUGAGCAGGGAGCCAGCGAAGGAGGAGGUGCGGGAGGAGGAGGUGUAUGACACAAGGAGCACCAUGCCGACGCACACCGUACGUAACCUUCCACCCUUCACCAACGUCAGCCUGAGACUCAUCCUGAGCAACCCCGAAGGACGCAAGGAGAGCGAGGAGCUGCUGGUGCUGACAGACGAGGAUGUUCCCGGGGCAGUCCCCGUGGACUCGAUCCUCGGCAGCAGCUACGAGCAGCAGAUCAGCCUGAGCUGGAGGGAACCGCUGCAGACCUACGGCCUGAUCCGGCAGUAUGAGAUAUCCUACAAAGCCUUGAGCUCCUUCGACACGGAGUUUGACCUGUCCAAUCAGAGCGGCAAGGUGUUGAAACCGGCCAAUGAGACAAGCCACAUGUUCACCGGCCUCUACCCGGGCUCCACCUACUCCUUCACAAUAAGAGCCUCCACUGUUAAAGGCUUUGGGCCCCCUGUUAUCACCCAGUUUACCACCAAGAUCUCAGCUCCUCUGAUGCCGGCAUACGAUCAGGAGUCUCCCCUGAAUCAGACCGACUCCACCGUCACCGUCCUGCUGAAGCCCGCUCAGAGCCGUGGGGCUCCGGUCAGUAAAUACCAGGUGGUGGUGGAAGAGGAGCGCCCCCGCAGGCAGACCAGAGGCACUGCAGAGAUUCUGCGCUGCUAUCCAGUGCCCAUUCACUUCCAGAACGCCACGCUGCUGGACUCCCAGUAUUACUUCAGCGCUGAGCUUCCAAUGAGCGAGCUGAGGGCGCCCAUGCCCUUCUGUGUGGGUGACAACAGGACCUACAGUGGUUACUGGAACGCUCCCCUCCUGCCUCAUAAGAGUUAUGGGAUUUACUAUCAGGCUGUCAGCACUGCCAAUGGGGAGACAAAGAUCGACUGUGUGCGAGUGGCCACUAAAGCCGCUAUAAUCGUCACCCAGCUCACCACGCCCUACAUUCGCAUCGCCCCGGCAGCAGGCGACAAGCAGCUAACAGGCACUGCGACCAGGAAACCAGAACCGGAGCAGGAGAAACAGUCGGACCACACGGUGAAGAUCGCCGGCUCCAUCGCCGGCAUCCUGCUGUUCAUCAUUAUCUUCCUGGGAGUCAUCCUGCUGAUGAAGAAACGACGAAGAAAUUAUCACUCCUACACUUAUUACCUGAAGUUGGCGAAGAAGAGGAAGGAAACUCUGAGCUCCAGACAGGAAAUGACCCUGAUGGUGAACAGCUCCCAGCACACCACCAUGGUGGACACGCACGUGCACACGCUGAACGGACGCACUGUUUCAUCUCCGUCCUCCUUCACCUUGAAGACAAACACCAUCAGCACCUCCGUACCAAACUCCUACUACCCAGAUCCCUUCGUACCGACAGCCAUUCUGGUGCCCAUUAAUGAUGACAGCCACACUAUGACCAGUGAAACCAGUAGCCUGGUCCAGUCCCACUACAAGCAGCGGGACUCUGAAAGGGAGGCGCUGCCGUAUCAGACAGGACAGCUGCACCCGGCCAUCCGAGUGGCCGACCUGCUGCAGCACAUCACCCAGAUGAAAUGUGCUGAGGGCUAUGGUUUCAAGGAGGAAUACGAGCUUAACGAGAGUUUUUUUGAGGGACAGUCCGCUCCCUGGGAUUCGGCCAAGAAGGACGAGAACCGCAUGAAGAAUCGCUACGGCAACAUCAUCGCUUAUGAUCACUCUCGUGUGCGUCUGCAGCCUCAGGAUGGAGACGGCGGCUCGGACUACAUCAACGCUAACUAUGUAGACGGCUACCACAGACCCAACCACUACAUCGCGACUCAGGGUCCCAUGCAGGAGACGGUGUAUGAUUUCUGGAGGAUGGUUUGGCAGGAGAAUACCGCCGCCAUUGUCAUGGUAACCAACCUGGUGGAGGUCGGCCGGGUGAAGUGUUGUAAGUACUGGCCUGAUGACACGGAGAUCUACGGCGACAUGAAGGUGACGCUGAUCGAGACUCAGCUGCUGUCUGAGUACGUGAUCCGGACCUUUGCUGUAGAGAAGAGGGGUGUGGCAGAGAUCAGGGAGAUCCGUCAGUUUCAUUUCACCGGUUGGCCUGAUCAUGGCGUCCCGCUUCACGCCACCGGGCUGCUCGGCUUCAUCCGCCGCGUCAAGGCCAAAACCCCACCCACCGCCGGCCCCACUGUGGUCCACUGCAGUGCGGGGGCGGGGCGUACAGGAUGCUUCAUCGUGAUCGACAUCAUGCUGGACAUGGCGGAGAGAGAGGGCGUGGUUGACAUCUACAAUUGUGUCCGCGAGCUGAGAGCACGAAGGGUUAACAUGGUCCAGACUGAGGAGCAGUACGUCUUCAUCCACGAUGCCAUCUUGGAGGCGUGUCUGUGCGGUGACACAGCGAUUCCAGCCAGUCAGCUGCGGUCGGUUUAUUAUGAGAUGAACCGAUUGGAUCCUCAGACCAACUCGAGUCAGAUCAAAGAGGAGUUCAGGACGCUGAACAUGGUGACGCCGACUCUGCGGGUGGAGGACUGCAGCAUCGCUCUGCUGCCCAGAAACCACGAGAAGAACCGUUGCAUGGACGUGCUGCCUCCAGACCGCUGCCUGCCCUUCCUCAUCACCAUCGACGGGGAGAGCUCCAACUACAUCAACGCUGCGCUCAUGGACAGCUACAAGCAGCCGUCGGCGUUCAUCGUUACCCAGCAUCCUUUGCCCAACACGGUGAAGGACUUCUGGCGCCUGGUCCUCGACUAUCACUGCACAUCCAUCGUCAUGCUGAAUGAUGUCGACCCUGCACAGCUGUGCCCUCAGUACUGGCCAGAGAAUGGUCUCCAUCGCCUCGGCUCGCUGCAGGUGGAGUUCGUGUCCGCUGACCUGGAGGAGGACGUGAUCAGCCGAAUCUUCAGGAUCUACAACACAGCCAGGCCGCAGGACGGGUACCGCAUGGUGCAGCAGUUCCAGUUCCUGGGCUGGCCGAUGUACCGCGACACGCCCGUCUCCAAGCGCUCCUUCCUCAAGCUCGUGCACCAGGUGGACAAAUGGCAGGAGGAGUACGACGGCGGCGAGGGGCGCACCGUCGUCCACUGCCUGAAUGGCGGAGGUCGCAGUGGUGUGUUCUGCAGUAUCAGUAUCGUGUGUGAGAUGUUGCGUCAGCAGCGCUGCGUCGACGUUUUUCACGCUGUAAAAACUUUGAGGAACAACAAGCCAAACAUGGUCGACCUGCUGGAACAGUAUAAGUUCUGUUAUGAAGUCGCUCUGGAGUACCUGAACUCUGCUUAGAGCCUCCUUCAACACAGAGGAGGAGGAGCAGAGAGACUACUGACUGAAGAAGAGGAGGAGGAUGAAGGCAUGUUUACACUGCCUGGUUUGAACUGUUGGAUUCUGUGAGCGACGCUCAGCGUUCACCUCGUGUCACUUUGUGGUUUUUUUACCCUUUUGUUGUUUCAAUGAAACUGAAACAAUAAAAACACCAUCAGAGCGGGUCGCUUCACCUGUCAGCCAUCCCCACCACCAGCACAGGAAGUCCUUACAGCCAGGAUUCAAAACAGGAUGUCCUUGCAGUCAUGUUUUGUACAGGAAUCUUUAACCGUGUCCGAUUGCUGGUUGAAAUCAGCUGACCUGUCAGGAAGAAGCUGCUGUCCGCGGAGAAUCAUUAACCCUCGCAUAAACCCUCUUACCUCUGAGAUUGAAGGGACCCUAAAAUCAGAUUGACUUUCAUUUGUGAAUUCAUGUCAUGUCAAGAAGUGUGAACUUCAUCAUCCCUCUGGAAACAAGACUGAAAGUUGGCUGGAUCACGCUGACCAAGGUAGCUAAGAUGGUUUGACCCUGCAGAGGCAGGAAGUCACUCGGCCUGAAUCUGAGUGCCAUAGUCUGGCCAGUUAUGAUAAAACUUAUUUAACCAAACAAACUUCACCAAUUUGAAUCUGCCAACUCUUCCCCCAAAGAGGCCCAAAAUCAAACCAAAUCUGGCAGACAUCACAGAGCCAGAGCUGUCAGAACACGUGUCUGCCUUCACGCAGCCGAGAGUCUGCAGACGCUUGGCCAAGAGUCUGCCAAUGCUCAGCUGAGAGUCAGUUGACCCUCAGCCGAGAUUCUGGACACUCAGUCGAGAGUCUGCCGACAUUUAGCUGAGUCUGCCAAAAUUAGCAGAGUCUGCGGACACGCUUAUUUAUAAAGAUGUAGUGAGUGCUGACAGCUGUCUGGUAUGAAAUGAUCACAGCAAGUAAUUAGUGAUUAGUUCACCAUUGGUCAAGUUGUGCACAUCAGCAGUCCCCGACCUUUUUUGUGCCACGGACCGGUUCAUGUCCGACAAUAUUUUCACGGACCAGUCUUUAAGGAUAAAUACAACAAAAUAAAAACAUUACCGCUACCAAAAAAAAGAUUUAUUCAUAACACUCGGGAUAAGACGUAGGGAAACAGAGUUAACGAUAAAAACGAUUAAAAAAAUAACGAUAAAAGCCCUAAAAACCAUAAAGUUCACACCCGAGCCUCAACUCUCGCAGUCUGUUACCAAACGACCGGUCCGUGGCCCGGGGGUUGGGGACCGCUGGUGCACAUGACAUCAGAGCUCAGGCUCAUUAUUGUGUUUAAUUAAGCACAGCCAUGAUUAGAAGCUGAAUGAUGCCAACAUUUGUUAAUAUAUUUUUCUUUAUUUAUGUGUAGGGAUGGGUAUCGAAACCCGGUUCUGUUUCAAUUCCUUGGAAUUGUUUGCCAUUUUUGCAAACGAUUCCCUUAUCGAUUCCAGUCGCCCCGAAUGACGUCACCACGUUGCGGAGCGUCAUUUACCUGGCAGGAAACAUGGCGGCUCAAACGCUCAAAAGUUUGGUCAUACUUUACGAGAACGGAUGACAACAGGGAACUUGCAAUACUUGCAAAGUAGAUAUUUCAUUUAAGGGAGGAAACACUACGAAUCUGCAAAAGCAUUUGCUCACAAAACACGCGAUGACCUUAAAUGAAUGUCGUGUUUUUAAUUCCUCUCCGGACUCGUGAAUCUCAACCCAGCAGCAGCGGUAACGUUUGCACGUCCUCUCCCGUUAAUGCGGCAGGUAAAUAAUCAACUAACAGUGCAUAUUAUGUUAGCGCGAUCUGCCUUAUUACAAAACCUGCCAUUACUGUGCAUUUAGGUGACCAUGAUGAGACAGACAGAGUCUGGCUGGCUCAGAUGCUGGCAGUUCUCGCUGCAGUCUGCCGGUAGCGUCUCCUUUCAGGCCAGGAUAGACGAAUGUCACCGAGCAGUGACUAAGUUUGUGGUCAAAGGCUUGCACCCAUUUGCCACAGCAGAUGCCCCCGAUUUUCAGUAAGUGAAUGUGUUUAAUUGUAGGCAGGGACAUUACUGGAUAUUCUUGUGUAAUUGCUACAGAAUAAUUUAUGUUAUACUUUGUUAUUGCUACAGAAGAAUAUUUAUUUUAUUUUACAUUUACAAUUUUUUUCCCCGGGGACCCUGUGACACCCCAUUGAAGAGCCGUAGGCUGUGGAUCUCUUAAGAUCUCACUGUUGGGUUUGUAAGGCCAUGUUACUCCUAAAUUUCUAUCUUGUUCAAGAUAUAAAACAAAGUUCUAAGCUAAUCGACCUUAGUGUUCUCCUUUUUUAAAAAGAAUCGAUAAAGAAUCGAAUCGUUAAACAGAAUCGAAAAUGGAAUCGGAAUCGUAAAAAUCUUAUCAAUACCCAUCCCUAUUUAUGUGUAUCAUCAAGUAAAAAUGCCAACAUGUUUCAGAUUUUCACAGGUUUUAAAUCGAAACACUUUCCUCUGAUGAGUCUGACGUGAAUUCAUAAUCUCUACAGAGCAGCAUGUGGAUGUGUUAGAAGAGCUUGGUUUAAUCAGUUAUAGAAAUAUGUGAGGAGGACACAGAGAUGGCAGAGAGAUACCAGGAUAUAGUGAUCCCUGAUACCUCAUGUCAUCAUGGACCAUCAGUACGAUCCAGUUUGAGGAGCUGGAACCAGUAAACCCAAAUGAGCCAAAAACUGAUCAAGCUGAUGAACUGGAUCCUCAAAAUAACCUCAACUCAAGGCCAAUUGCUGUCCAUUGUUCCAGAGCUGUGUCACUCACAGAGUUCAUUGCUGAGAAUGAAAAGAUGAUUUUUUCAUGUUUUGCACCUGAGGACUUGUGUAUGAUUCUGGUCGGUCUAACCUCAGAAAGCACAGAAAAAAAAGUGUCAUGGUUCUUCUUGGGUUUUUUCCACUUAGAUGUUUAAAGAUGUUUAAUGACACAUUGAGAGUCAUCAUCCGUUUUCUUCUCUGACGUUUAAUCUCUGCUGCUUCAGAUUUAAAAGUAACUGAACUGGAAACAUCGAAGCACAUCGUCCUUCGUCUGGUCCUUGACUCCCAUCACUUUGUGGUUUUCAGUGUUUCUUUGUUUUGUCGUCACGCAGCAGGUGGGCGAGGCCGGCUGCUGGGUUGUUUCAGACUGUUAAUAAUGUACAUAGAGCAGCGGGAGGCAGGAAGAAGAAUAUUUAUUCCUUCAUUUGUUCUUGGUGUCCAUGCCGUCCUUGUUCUCCUGAAGCACACAGAGAGAGACAAUCAUGGUGGACGAUUUUAGCGUUUCGCCAACAGAAUCACAGGUCGCGCUCUCAGCCCGGUCCUGUGGGUGUGGCUUCGCCUGAACCCUGUUGAUGAAUGGCUCUGGUGCUGAGGAGAACUUAAUGAAAGCUUUUAUUUAUGUUGCUGAUUCCAGAAUAUAACAAAUAAAAACCUGUAUACACUC